AUGCAAGGAGUAAUCUCAAAAGAUGAAUUCAGCAAAACUUUAAAGUUAAUGAAAAAAUUGACCGGUAUUGACGACAUAUCAAUGGAACUUAUUCAAAAUGUGAGUACAGAAAUACAGAACGAGCUAUUUAAAUUAGUUAAUGAUAUAUACACUACGGAAGAGAUCACAGAAGACUUCAUAAAGUCAUUAUAA
Cinara cedri is the source of this 192-nucleotide messenger RNA. Lineage: Eukaryota; Metazoa; Arthropoda; Insecta; Hemiptera; Aphididae. The record is from the annotation of a GenBank genome assembly.